Molecule: messenger RNA, 2887 nt
Organism: Micropterus salmoides (largemouth bass)
Lineage: Eukaryota; Metazoa; Chordata; Actinopteri; Centrarchiformes; Centrarchidae
Product: gastrula zinc finger protein XlCGF7.1-like
Exons: 3
Coding region: 64-1785 (573 amino acids)
Biological process (GO): central nervous system development; regulation of transcription by RNA polymerase II
Cellular component (GO): nucleus
Molecular function (GO): DNA-binding transcription factor activity, RNA polymerase II-specific; RNA polymerase II cis-regulatory region sequence-specific DNA binding
Source: RefSeq, a predicted model, not a curated record
UACACUGGAAGGCUUUAUUGCAGUCGUGGCGCCGCUACUUAUUUCAUAGGUAAUUAAGCAACAAUGUCUUCAGCUGAGUGUUUGAGAGAGUUUGUCAACGAGCGACUAACUGCUGCUGCUGAAGAAAUAUUCCGAGUUUUUAUAAAAACUAUCGUCGAGUACGAGGAAGAGAUCGAUCGUCAGCGCAGACUGCUGGAUAUCGUUUGGAAACCCGAAAUAAAGUUACACAGGACAGAGCUCCCACAGCAACAUGUCUGGAAGGAGGAGGAGGUUCUGGCUGACCAGCAGCUCUGUAUUCAGGAGAGGAACUCCAGUCUGGACCAAGAGGACCCAGAGCCUCCACAGAUUAAAGAGGAACAGGAGGAACUCUGCACCAGUCAGGAGGGAGAGCAGCUUGUACUGAAGCAGGAGACUGAUACCUUUAUGUUGACUCCUACUUAUGAGGAAAGAGACCACAGUGAAGCAGAACUGAAAAGUGACCACCAGCUCCUCUCUCACAGCUGUCAUGUAGCUGAGAGCCAAGAUCAGAAAGGAGGUGAGCAUGAAGACGCAGGAUCAACUAGAGAUGCAGAGCCAGAACAAAAGAAUCAAGAUCACAAAAGCAGAAGCCACAGAAACAAUGUAAACAACUCUACCAUGUCAGAGGUUCACCAUAAUCCUCACACAGAGCUCCCACAGCAACAUGUCUGGAAGGAGGAGGAGGUUCUGGCUGACCAGCAGCUCUGUAUUCAGGAGAGGAACUCCAGUCUGGACCAAGAGGACCCAGAGCCUCCACAGAUUAAAGAGGAACAGGAGGAACUCUGUACCAGUCAGGAGGGAGAGCAGCUUGUACUGAAGCAGGAGACUGAUACCUUUAUGUUGACUCCUACUUAUGAGGAAAGAGACCACAGUGAAGCAGAACUGAAAAGUGACCACCAGCUCCUCUCUCACAGCUGUCAUGUAGCUGAGAGCCAAGAUCAGAAAGGAGGCGAGCAUGAAGACGCAGGAUCAACUAGAGAUGCAGAGCCAGAACAAAAGAAUCAAGAUCACAAAAGCAGAAGCCACAGAAACAAUGUAAACAACUCUACCAUGUCAGAGGGUCACCAUAAUCCUCACACAGGUGAAAACUCUUUAAAAUGUGACACAUGUGGAAAAUACUUUAAGUAUAAGUCACUAUUGCAGACACACCUGAGAAUUCACACACUUGUGAAGCCAUAUUCUUGCAGCAGCUGUGGGAAAAGAUACAGAAACAAAUCAGAUUUGAACAUUCAUAUAAGAAUCCACACAGGUGAGAAACCAUAUUCUUGCAAAACAUGUGGAAAAGACUUUAGAACCAACAGUGUCUUGAAUAUCCACAUGAGAACCCACACAGAUGAGAAGCCAUUUUCUUGUAAAACAUGUGGGAAAGAUUUCAGUCAGAAGGUACAUUUGGAAAGCCACAUGAGAAUCCAUACAGGUGAGAGGCCAUAUCCUUGCACAACAUGUGGGAAAGAUUUCAGAACUGUCAGUUACUUGAAAGACCACAUAAGAAUCCACACAGGUGAGAGGCCAUAUCCUUGCACAACAUGUGGAAAACGCUUCAGAACUAGCAGUCACUUGAAAGACCACAUAAGAAUCCACACAGGUGAGAAGCCAUUUUCCUGCAAAAUAUGUGGAAAAGAUUUUAUAGGGAAUGCUAAGUUAAAAAAUCACAUAAGAGCUCACACUGGCGAGAAGCCGUAUCUUUGCAAGACCUGCGGUAAAAGAUUUGUUGUCGCUUCAGCAUUGAAAGCACACAUGAAAAUCCACAGAGUUGAGAAACAAUAAUCUUGCACAACAUGUGGGAAAGAUUUGAAAACUAGCUGUUGCUUGAAAGUCCAUAUGAUAAUCCACACAGCACAAGCUGUGCUACCUGCGGGAAAAAAUUCUGUGACCCUUCAGCAUUGACAACACACUUAAGAAUUCACACAGGUGAGAGGCCGUAUAACUUUGAACCAUGUGGAAAAGGUAGAACUAGCGGUCACUUAAAAGUCCACUUAAAAACCCACACUGGUGAGAAGCACUAGCUUUGCAUGAUCUGCUGGAAAAUAAAUGCUUUUUGGAAUUUGAAAUGGCAUAGUAGAUCACAUACAGGCAAGUAACUGAAAUCACACGCUGGAAAAAAUGCCUGAGGAACAAUAUACAGAGGACAAAACAACCAGCUGAAACUCCUGUGGACACGUGCACCUGUGAAUGAAAUACAUAUUUUUGCAAUAACUGCAUCUCUCAACUGAUGUGAAAUGUAAAUUUCUUAGUGUAAAGUUUCCCUUCAUGUGACUGUAUUACUUAUUGUGAAGGAAUUUCUCCUUCAUUAAGGCUAAUAUCACACAGGUUUCCCCAGGUCAUGUAAGGGUCAUUUGCUGAGCUAUAGUAAGCCAAAGGUGACAUCCUGUGACUCUCUAAAACAGGUCAAACUCUGUCUCUCCUCUCUGUCUGUUCGUUCUACUGUCUGACGCAGCUGUCGAUCAGGAUCAACUCUGAUUCUGUCUCUAGAAAGUGUUGCAUGUUACAUGAAUGACACGACAUGACUCGGGUCAUCUAACUUCUGUGUUCUUUUUAUUUCACUGCUGCUCAUUUGUUUAAAUGGGGAAGGACUCUGAAUAGGCCUUUUAGCCUUCUUUACUCUCCUGCACUGUAAUUAGUUUUUUUCUAUUAUAUGCAUUUCUGUUUUCUUUACUGUACAAAUAAACUAAACUGAACAGUCUGAUUUUACAUUUGAGGCUUACCGACAUCACUGUUUUACACAACCAUAUAAGAAGUCCAAUUAAAUAUUUACUGUGUUAAACAUAUACUGUAUGUGAUACCUAAGAUAAAAAAAACUAUGAGCUCAUAACAAAUAUGCAUUAUUAAACUAUCCUACAGGAAAUAAAAUAGGCAAAACUGAACUGAA